AUUAUCCAUCGAUAAAUGAAAUCCCUUCAUUCGUCACCAACAACCCAAAAGUCAAAAUCAAUUACAAUUUCUCUUUGACUUACCUGUUAUCACUUAGUAUCAGAUCUUGAACCUAUAAAAAGAGUAUGUACCUUCAUAGCUAGAGAAAAGAAAAGCACCCUACUUCCUUUAGAAAUGGAGCUAAGUUUUAGUAUGAUCAACACAGUGGUAUGUGUUGUUGGAGUGAUAGUGAUGAUAUACGGAUGGAGAUUUUUCAAGUGGGUCUGGUUGAAACCGAAGAAGAUGGACAAGUUCCUCAGAGAACAAGGCUUAAACGGAAAUCCCUACAAAUUUCUAUAUGGAGACAUGAAAGAGAUGGUGCAGAUGACUGCAGAUGCCAAAUUGAAACCCAUAAAUCUCACUGAUGAUAUCGUCCCACGUAUCAUGCCAUUUCUUUAUAACUCUGCAAAGACUUAUGGUAAAGGAAAGAACUUCUAUACAUGGAUGGGCCCACGACCUAUGAUGCACAUAACAGAACCUGCACUAAUACGAGAGGUUCUAAACAAUUAUUCUCAGUUUCAAAAGCUGAAAGGAGGAAAUCCAUUAAUAAAAUUGCUAGCUAGAGGGAUAGUAGAUGCUGAGGAUGAUCAAUGGGCAAAACAUAGAAAGAUUAUCAAUCCCGCAUUCCAUGUGGAAAAGCUUAAGAGUAUGUUACCCGCUUUUUACAUUAGUUGUAGUGAGAUGAUCAACAAAUGGGAAGAAUUAACCAAAGAAAGAUCCUGUGAAGUUGAUGUGUACCCUCAUCUCGAAACCUUUACUAGUGAUGUAAUUUCACGUACAGCAUUUUGGUAG
This is a messenger RNA of Lactuca virosa, 831 nucleotides long. The record is from the annotation of a GenBank genome assembly. Lineage: Eukaryota; Viridiplantae; Streptophyta; Magnoliopsida; Asterales; Asteraceae.